Messenger RNA from Fulmarus glacialis (Northern fulmar), 786 nucleotides. RefSeq names its product peptidylprolyl isomerase E (cyclophilin E) (gene PPIE). The record is from RefSeq and is a predicted model, not a curated record. Gene Ontology annotation, biological process: protein peptidyl-prolyl isomerization; protein folding. NCBI's taxonomy places the organism in Eukaryota, Metazoa, Chordata, Aves, Procellariiformes, Procellariidae. Gene Ontology annotation, molecular function: peptidyl-prolyl cis-trans isomerase activity; RNA binding. Gene Ontology annotation, cellular component: intracellular membrane-bounded organelle. The annotation marks the transcript as partial. The transcript has 8 exons.
AAAAGCACCGGGGAUUUGCCUUCAUUGAAUUUGAGCUGGCAGAGGAUGCGGCAGCAGCUAUUGACAACAUGAAUGAAUCUGAGCUCUUCGGCAGGACGAUUCGUGUGAACUUGGCCAAACCAAUGCGAAUUAAAGAGGGAUCAUCCAGGCCUGUCUGGUCGGACGAUGACUGGCUGAAGAAGUUUUCGGGGAAGACUCUGGAGGAGAACACAGAGGAGGCAGGAGCAGAGGCUCCCAAAACAGAGGUGCAGGAGGGCGAGCCUCCUGCCAAGAAAUCCCGGGUCAACCCUCAGGUUUACAUGGACAUCAAGAUCGGAAACAAACCUGCAGGGCGGCUGCAGAUCCUCCUGCGCUCAGAUGUGGUGCCCAUGACCGUAGAGAAUUUCCGCUGCCUCUGCACCCACGAGAAAGGCUUUGGCUUCAAAGGGAGCAGCUUCCACCGCAUCAUCCCCCAGUUCAUGUGCCAGGCUGGCGACUUCACCAACCACAACGGCACCGGAGGCAAAUCCAUCUAUGGGAAGAAGUUUGAUGAUGAAAACUUCAUUCUCAAACACACGGGGCCAGGGCUGUUAUCGAUGGCAAACUCUGGCCCAAACACCAACGGCUCCCAGUUCUUCAUCACUUGUGAUAAAACAGACUGGCUGGACGGGAAGCACGUGGUGUUUGGGGAGGUGACGGAGGGCAUGGAUGUGGUGCGGCAGAUUGAGGCUCAGGGCACCAAAGAUGGGAAACCGAAGCAGAAGGUGAUUAUCUCGGACUGCGGGGAGUGCCCAUGAGCUCGGCUCU